This is a messenger RNA of Eucalyptus grandis, 874 nucleotides long. RefSeq lists its product as uncharacterized. Bases 225 to 509 code for a protein of 94 amino acids. The record is from RefSeq and is a predicted model, not a curated record. NCBI's taxonomy places the organism in Eukaryota, Viridiplantae, Streptophyta, Magnoliopsida, Myrtales, Myrtaceae. The transcript is spliced from 2 exons.
GUGCUCUCGAACCUCCGACUCGGUCGAGAGUCGAUCUGCUCGACAGUACGCUUCUCGCCUUCGCGUUCGCGGAACGAAUGCGCCAUUGUUGAGCGGGCUCUCUGCUUUGGCUUUUGCCCAGUUCUCGAUCUUCCUCCGAGGCUCGCUCGCUUCGUCCGAAUCGUCGCGGAAGGAAAAAGAGAGAGAGAGAGAGAGGCACGAGGGCGCGAAUUGGGUAGCGAGAGAUGGGAGGGCAAGAGGAGGUGAAGCACCUCGAAGAGUGCUCGGUCUCCAAUGCAUUGGGCACUUGGGUGUUCUCGGUAGCGGGAGCUCUCUUAGCGAUCCCGGUGGGGAUAAAACGGAAGUCUCUGGGACCUCUCGUGUUCUUUGGGACAACAGGCACCAUGCUUGACAUCAUUAUGGGAAUCACCGCGUGUGAAAGGGAGCAUGCUGAACACCAAAUGCAGCUUUUAGAAGCCCAGAAUGCUGCGGCAGACCCCAAUUUGGCGGAGACUGCAAAAGAGUCUUGAUUGCAACCUUUUUUCUUCAUCAUGAGUCUGUUUUCAGUCUAUGCCAUUUUGUAGCUUUCUUGAGAGGACUUCGUGGAUCGGACAUUUGAGACGUUCUGGCAUCGAUUCAUCCAUCUGAAGUGUUUGGUUAUGGCGAGUCUUGAGUAAUGUCACUCAUACAUUGCUCAAAUACGAAUGAACUAUGGCGGGACAUAUUCCCCUAGGUCUCUCGGGACAGUAACGAUGGUGGAAAGCAAAACAGAAGCCCCGUCGGAAAAGGCUCUCGACAUGACAUGGGAGCUGUGGCUCAAGCCAUACCAUCUUUGCUACUACUUCAUUUGACCGGGUUUCACUCCGAAUAAGAUUUUCCGGAAGACUUUGUGUUC